Messenger RNA from Phanerochaete carnosa HHB-10118-sp, 834 nucleotides. RefSeq lists its product as uncharacterized. The transcript has 3 exons. Bases 203 to 796 code for a protein of 197 amino acids. Lineage: Eukaryota; Fungi; Basidiomycota; Agaricomycetes; Polyporales; Phanerochaetaceae. The record is from RefSeq and is a predicted model, not a curated record.
GGCGGCCAAGGACGCGCGCGAGCCGAUCUCGUUGUGCGAGAGCCCACCAGAAGUGCCCAUCGUAGAUCUCCCGGAGUCUUUUGUAUUGGCAGAGACGAGAAUUUUUGACGAAAUCCCUGUAUUUGUGGUAUCUGCGGACUGCUGGGACGCGCCUCGCCUACUCAAAGUGUAUCCUUUCGUUCCGGACGGCACGAGCGGGCAAAUGGAUUCGUCUUUUCGGCGACUGUACGACAACGAGGUCAGCGCAUAUGCAUACCUACUGCACCAUGGUGCCUGCGCCAAGGAGGUCGUGCCGAUAUGCUUUGGCCGCGUCACUCUUACCACGUCCCAAGUGGCGCAGAUACUCACCAUGUGCUCACUCUCGGAUGCGAUGCGCACAACGCUACGCAGGGCGGAUGCCUAUGGCGCGCUUCUCCUGGAGCACAUCUCGGACGGGCAGCACUUCACGAUAGAAAACAUCACGAACGACCUGACGAGCAGAGCGCUGCAGGCCCUCUACGAGGUACAUACGUCUUUCGUUUGUCAUGGCGCGCUCGGCUGCCGGAAUGUCCUCUUCCUUGAACGCGAGCUUCCGCCGGUCAUUGUCGAUCCAUCCCGCACUCUCGCUCCUGGUAUGAGCUGGACAGCAAUCAGAAACGAGCGGGAGCGGCGCAAGAUUCGUAUCGUCUGGCUCAACUUUGCUAAUGCCUCCUGCCCCGCGACGACGUCCAACUUCCCGCGAAACGGAUUGGCUAUGAGAAGGCCUUUACGUCAUAGAUGGCAUUGUUGCACCGUAAUUUCUCACCAUGAGGUCUAACGCGUCGGUGGGCUCGCCGAUUGUCCGCCCAUGUAAAC